Molecule: messenger RNA, 1023 nt
Organism: Dermacentor silvarum
Lineage: Eukaryota; Metazoa; Arthropoda; Arachnida; Ixodida; Ixodidae
Exons: 2
Coding region: 173-532 (119 amino acids)
Biological process (GO): regulation of transcription by RNA polymerase II
Cellular component (GO): nucleus
Molecular function (GO): DNA-binding transcription factor activity, RNA polymerase II-specific; RNA polymerase II cis-regulatory region sequence-specific DNA binding
Source: RefSeq, a predicted model, not a curated record
CCGGCUGACACCUGCCUUACCAACGCCUCCUUUGGACUUGCAGAAGGUAAAGGCAGUAAAGGUGCAGUGGCGGUACACGGCGCUCUUUAGCAAAACCGUGAGGGCUUGCCGGUCCUUCUCGAAUAUUUGUCAGCGCCAUUGGCUUGACCUAACCGCACGACAAUUAAGUGUCAUGAACCCUAUAACUGAUCCCGAGGUCGAGAAGUUCGGUUCGAGCGACGCCGCAUCUGUCGCCGCGGCCUGCGACGGUCAGAGAGAGCCAAAGCAGUCGGUCGAAGUCGGUCUGCGUUCGCAGAAUGGUUCGCAGACUCAGAAGGACGUAAGCUGCGCACUUGUGGGCGACGCAUUCGCCAUUUGCCAAGCUUUGGGGCUCUCCAGAAGCGAGCUCGUCAGCAUGUCGGUGCGGCAGCUCAACAUCCGCGUACGAACGGCCAACCUCGGCGCCCAACAGACGCGCGCAGUCAAGCACCUGCGGCGUAUGCUCAAAAACCGGGGUUACGCGGCCAUCUGCAGGUAUGCUAGUGCGUGUUAAAGCCCGGCCCACAUGGUGCGAUUUUGCAGUGCGUUUUUCGCAGCUGCGAUUUCCGCAAAUGCGAAAUUCGCACAUGGAUCUACCGCAUCUGCGUUUUCGCUGAGAAGUUCAGCAUGCCGAACAUAGAAAAAUCGCACGCACGAAGGGUCCGCGAAUUCAAAAGUGCGAAUUGCCAGACAAAAUCACACCAUGUGAAACGGGCAUUAUUUGACUCUGUACAGCAUGAAAAACAUUUCUCUCUCUCUCUCUCUCUCUCUUUUUUUUUUUUUUUUUUGCUGCUCAAAAGACAAAGAUGCAGGUGAAAACAAAUACAGACACAGUUUAAAUUUACAGACUAACUUCAGGGUGUAUGCUACAGUAACCAUGAACCAACUAGCUCAGACAAAAACAUUGUUGACUUAUAGACAUGCGGUAAAUUGAGCUACUCGGUCUACAUGUCAUACGGCUGUCACACGGCGCACUUUUGAUCGCGAUUAAGCCCGAUCCAGAUC